Molecule: messenger RNA, 6227 nt
Organism: Pistacia vera
Lineage: Eukaryota; Viridiplantae; Streptophyta; Magnoliopsida; Sapindales; Anacardiaceae
Product: vacuolar protein sorting-associated protein 8 homolog
Exons: 19
Coding region: 92-5875 (1927 amino acids)
Biological process (GO): protein targeting to vacuole; vesicle-mediated transport; endosomal vesicle fusion
Cellular component (GO): late endosome; HOPS complex
Molecular function (GO): protein binding
Source: RefSeq, a predicted model, not a curated record
GGGAUCGAACAAGCUUGGGAAAUAAGAAUCAAACAAGUAGAACAAGUUUGUUCAUAUAAUGACCAAGAAAUACAACAAUACAAAGUGAUUCAUGGAACUCGACAUUGACUCCUUUCUUGACUCCCACCCCUCCUCCGAUUCCGACGACGACUCUAACUCAGUCCCUCACCGUACCCUAGACGAAAUUCUCAACGACACCGAUUCCUCCACCCCACCAUCAUCACCGCCGUCUAUUCACCACCCAGAUCUCUCCCUCCCCAAAUCACACCACCGAAAUGAUUCAAUUUCUUCACAAGAUUCCACAAAACCACCAAAAACUAGUUCCUUCACUCGCCUCAAAACUAACGAAUCAACAGCUGAUCCUUUAUGGAGGGUUCCUUCUUCAUCUUCUAGGCAAUUGCCAUCCUUGUUUGGUGGAGUGCGUUCCAAUGCAAAACCGGGGGCGGCGCUUGCGGCUGCAGCCGCCGCCUCCCGCCCGGUGCCCACUCCACAUGCUGCCGCCUUAAAGUCGCGGAGAGCAGGAAGUGGGACGCUCCAGAAGGUUCUGGAUGGUGAUGAUCACGAAAUUUUUUCUGUAUCUUCCAAUGAAAUUAGCGUGUCCAGCGAGAAAUUGGAGGAAGAUGACGAGAAAAUGGGUGAUUUUCAAUCUGCUCAAGUAAGUGUUAGCGAAGAAUCAUCAAAUUUGCCUUGCAGUAAAGAUGAAGAUACUAAAUUAGAAUUAAUGACUAGUGAUGCUGAUGAAGAACAUUUAAAUACCAGUUCUAAUUUGAAUACCGAACAACUGGUUGAUUCCUCGUCACUUAUUGUUGAGGAGGAUUUGAAUUUGAGUAAAAAAUCUACAAUUGCAGGUUCAGAAGAUGUUUCUGAUAUGGAUAGAAAUAAAAAUGUUACCUCUGUUACUGGUGAUGAUGAUUCUAGUGAAAAUAAUGUUUCUUCUCCACCUGAGUCUGAUAAGGAUGGACAAAUGGAGGAGGUUCAGAUAUUGGAGAUGGAGAAUUCGGACAAUGGUCUGUCUAGCUGUAAAGAUGAUGUGGUGAGCACUGUUGGUGGUGGUGAUGCCAGUUCUAUAAGUGACAUUUCGGAGCUUGUAGAAGAAAGAAUUGGGCAGUUGGAGAGCGAGAUGAUUAGUAGAAGAGCUGAAAAGAAAUCACGGCCUUCCAUGAAGCCUCUUGAAUUGGCAGAGGAACUCGAAAAGAAGCAGGCAUCUACUGGUCUGCAUUGGGAGGAGGGUGCGGCUGCUCAACCCAUGAGGCUUGAAGGUGUCAGGAGAGGGUCAACCACGUUGGGAUAUUUUGAUGUUAACGCCAAUAACACUAUUACGCAGACUAUUGGAUCCCAGGCAUUUAGGCGUGAUCAUGGUUCCCCACAAAUCUUGGCGGUGCAUCUUAAUUUUAUUGCUAUUGGAAUGUCCAAAGGGGUCAUUGUUGUUGUGCCCAGUAAAUACUCUGCUCAUCAUCAUGAAAAUAUGGAUUCAAAGAUGGUUAUGCUUGGUUUGCUUGGCGAUCGAUCUCAUGCCUCAGUGACUUCCAUGUGCUUCAACCAGCAAGGUGAUCUGCUCUUAGCUGGUUAUGGUGAUGGUCAUAUUGUAGUUUGGGAUGUACAGAAGGCAUCUGCAGCGAAAGUUAUUACUGGAGAGCACACUGCACCGGUAGUACAUACAUUAUUUUUAGGGCAGGAUUCUCAGGUCACUCGUCAAUUUAAAGCAGUUACCGGUGAUUGUAAGGGCCUGGUUCUGUUACAUGCUUGCUCAGUGGUUCCCUUGCUUAAUAGGUUCUCCAUUAAAACUCAGUGUCUCCUUGAUGGACAAAGAACGGGUGUAGUACUAUCAGCUUCUCCUCUUCUUUUCGAUGAAUCUUGUGGAGGUGCUUUGCCAUCCUCUCACUCUCAGGGAAACUCUGCGGCUACAACCAGCAGUAUUGGUAGCAUGAUGGGAGGUGUCGUUGGGGCAGAUGCAGGUUGGAAACUCUUCAAUGAGGGGUCCUCUUUGGUUGAAGAAGGUGUGGUCAUAUUUGUCACCCAUCAAACUGCACUGGUGGUAAGGCUCACUCCCACUUUAGAAGUAUAUGCUCAACUUUCCAGGCCGGAUGGGGUUCGGGAAGGUUCCAUCCCGUACACUGCUUGGAAAUGUAUGAUGCCAUCUCGUGGUUCUUCAAUGGAAAGUACUUCUGCAGAAGCAGCAGAGAGAAUAUCGUUGCUUGCACUUGCUUGGGAUCGGAAAGUUCAGGUUGCAAAGUUGGUCAAAUCAGAGCUUAAAGUAUAUGGAAAGUGGUCCAUUGACAGUGCAGCUGUGGGUGUUGCUUGGUUGGAUGAUCAGAUGCUUGUGGUUCUUACAGUGACAGGACAGCUCUAUCUGUUUGCUAGAGACGGAACGGUAAUUCACCAAACAAGUUUUUCUGUAGAUGGUUCCAGAGGAGAUGAUCUAAUUGGAUAUCAUACCCACUUCAUUAAUGUUUUUGGGAACCCUGAGAAAUCCUAUCACAACUGUGUGGCUAUAAGAGGAGCUUCUAUAUAUGUACUUGGACCUAUGCAUCUUGUAGUUUCCCGCCUUCUUCCAUGGAAGGAGCGGAUUCAGGUUCUCCGAAAAGCAGGUGACUGGAUGGGUGCCUUGAACAUGGCUAUUACGCUGUAUGAUGGUCAAGCUCAUGGUGUUAUUGACCUUCCUAGAACCCUGGAUGCUGUACAGGAGGUCAUAAUGCCUUAUUUGGUUGAGUUGUUACUAUCCUAUGUAGAUGAAGUAUUUUCUUAUAUAUCAGUGGCAUUUUGCAACCAAAUCGAAAAACUGGAACAACUAAAUGAUACACAAAGUAGAAGCAGUUCUGUGCACACUGAAAUAAAAGAGCAGUUCACCCGUGUUGGUGGAGUAGCAGUUGAGUUCUGUGUCCAUAUCAAAAGGAUUGACAUCCUUUUUGAAGAAAUUUUCUCUAAAUUUGUGGCUGUUCAUCACAGAGAUACAUUUCUGGAGCUUUUGGAGCCAUAUAUUUUGAAGGACAUGCUUGGAUCUCUACCUCCUGAGAUUAUGCAAGCACUGGUAGAGCAUUAUAGCAGCAAAGGGUGGUUACAGCGAGUUGAACAAUGUGUCCUUCAUAUGGACAUUUCUUCUUUAGACUUCAAUCAGGUUGUCAGGUUAUGCCGGGAUCAUGCGCUGUACGGUGCUUUGGUGUAUCUUUUCAACAAAGGAUUGGAUGAUUUUCGGGCUCCUUUGGAGGAGCUGUUAGUAGUUUUACGAAAUUGUCAAAGAGAGAAUGCUGCUGCCCUUGGGUACAGGAUGCUUGUGUAUCUGAAGUACUGCUUUCAAGGUCUUGCUUUUCCACCAGGACAUGGAACUCUUCCUCCCACACGUUUGCCAUCUCUUAGAAAAGAACUGAUGCAGUUUUUAUUAGAGGAAUCCGAUGCUCAGAAUUCACAAGCAGCUUCAAGCUUAUCUGUUGGAGGAUUAUAUCUGAACCUGUAUCAUCUCUUGGAAUUAGAUACUGAAGCAACUUUAGAUGUUCUGAGAUGUGCUUUCAAAGAAGAUGCAACUCCACUAUCUGACAUUGCUUCACAUGAUUCAGCUGACGCAAAUAUGGAGGCUGACAAGGAACAGAACUCAAUGGAUAAAUGUCAGAAUAUGUUGGUUCAGAAUACUGUAAAUGCUCUUGUUCAUGUUCUUGACAAUGUUAUCUCCCAAAUAAAUGGGCCUGCUGGAAAUGAUGAUAGUGGAUCAGUUGAAACAUGGCCUUCACAGAAAGACAUAGGUCAUCUGUUUGAGUUCAUUGCAUACUAUGUUGCAUGUGGAAAAGCUAAUGUCUCAAAAAGUGUAUUGAGUCAGAUUUUGCACUACUUGACAUCAGAAAAGAAUGCAUCACCAAGUAAUCCCACACAUAGUGUUGAAACUUCUAGAAAAAGAGAAAAGCAGCUGCUAGCCCUACUGGAAGUAGUGCCUGAGACUGAUUGGAAUGCAUCUGAUGUGUUGCAUUUAUGUGAAAGUGCACAGUUUCACCAGGUUUGUGGCUUAAUUCAUACCAUCAGACAUCAUUAUCUUGCUGCUCUAGAUAGCUAUAUGAAAGAUUUUGAUGAACCGAUUCAUGCCUUCUCUUUCAUCAAUGAUAAAUUAGUUCAGCUGACCGACAAAGAACGUGCUGCUUUCCGUUCAGCAGUCAUCUCUCGGAUUCCAGAGCUGGUUGGCUUAAGCCGGGAGGGCACGUUCUUCUUAGUCAUUGACCAAUUCAGUAAUGAAGCUUCACAUAUCCUCUCUGAACUUCGUUCACAUCCAAAAAGUCUUUUCCUUUAUUUGAAGACAGUUGUAGAGGUUCACUUAUAUGGAACCCUGAACUUAUCCUAUUUAAGAAAAGAUGAUGGUAUAAUUGUUGCUAAUGGAAAAAGGGUGAAGUGUCAUUCGAAAGGAUUGGAGGCUUACAUGGAAAGAAUCUCUGAUUUCCCUAAAUUGCUGUGCAGUAACCCUGUUCAUGUUACUGAUGAUAUGAUUGAGCUUUACUUGGAGUUAUUAUGUCAGUAUGAACGUGAAUCAGUUCUCAAGUUUCUGGAAACUUUUGAUAGCUAUCGAGUGGAACACUGUUUACGCCUGUGCCAGGAAUAUGGGAUCAUAGAUGCUGCUGCAUUUUUAUUGGAAAGGGUUGGUGAUGUUGGAAGUGCUCUUUUACUUACACUUUCUGGGCUUGAUGAUAAAUUUCUUAGGCUUGAAACUGCUGUGGGAAGUGCAGUUUCUAGGGUGGUUAAGGGAUCAGUCAACAUGGAGCAUUUCAGCACAGUUUUAAAUAUGGAGGAGGUGAAUGACGUACGCAAUAUAUUGCACGCCUGUACUGGGUUGUGUCAGCGAAACACUCCCCGUUUGAAUCCUGAGGAGUCAGAAACGCUCUGGUUUAAAUUGCUUGAUUCGUUUUGUCGGCCUCUUAUGGGUGAUGAAAGGACAUCUGAAGGAGAAAAUGAUUCAAAAAUGCUGGAGGACCCAUUGUGCUUGCAAGAGGGUGAAGAAGCGUGUAUUAUCAAGUGGAGAAUUUCAAAGUCCCAUAGGGGUGCGUAUAUCUUGAGAAAAUUGUUCUCGCAGUUUAUCAAAGAGAUUGUUGAAGGAAUGAUAGGAUAUGUUCAUCUUCCAACCAUAAUGUCAAAACUCCUCUCUGAUAAUGGUAGCCAGGAAUUUGGUGACUUUAAACUUACCAUACUUGGGAUGCUGGGAACUUAUAGUUUUGAAAGAAGAAUUCUGGAUACUGCCAAGUCCUUGAUAGAGGAUGAUACAUUCUAUACCAUGAGCGUACUCAAGAGGGAUGCCUCUCAUGGCUACGCCCCUCGGAGUUUAUUUUGUUGUAUCUGUAACUGUCUUCUCACAAAGAAUUCUUCUAGUUUCCGCAUUCGAGUGUUUAAUUGUGGUCAUGCAACUCAUAUUCAAUGCGAACUUUUGGAAAAUGAAUCAUCAAGUAGAGGGUCCUUAUCUGGAUGCCCUCUUUGUAUGCCUAAGAAGAAUACUCAGAGGUCUAGAAACAAAUCAGUUGUUGCCGAGAAUGGUCUGGUGAGUAAGUUUUCAUCAAGAACCCAGCCAGCAUCAGGAACUACACUACACUUGCAUGAAAGUGAUACAUUUGAGAACCCCUAUGGAAUUCAGCUAUUAUCACGGUUUGAUAUCUUAAACAAUCUUCAAAAGGACCAGAGAUUAGCGCAGAUAGAAAACAUGCCUCAGCUAAGGCUUGCUCCACCAGCUAUUUAUCAUGAAAAGGUGAAAAAAGGAACUGAUCUUUUAACCGGAGAAAGUAGCAGUGCUCUUGCAAAAAUAGAAAAACCAAGUAAAAAUAGUCAAAUCAGGGACCUAAAAUUGAAGGGAUCUUCUCUUCGGUUCCCUCUAAAGUCAAGUAUAUUUGGCAAGGAAAGGACAAGCAGGCGGUGACACAAUGGAUGUGUAUAGACUAACAAUACCAGAGAAUGAAUCCCACCAGGGCUUCUCAAUAGUUGAUGAGUAUAUUUUUAUUUGCAGAGCGUUGAUGUGAUGAGAUACAUGUUAAUAAAAUCUACAUGGGCUGAGUUCUUAGUGUUUCCCUUGAGGAUUUUUUUCACUUAGAAAUAUUUUGGUAGAAGUCCAUUACCUUGUUUCGCGGCUCCUAGCGACAGUUCAGUUUUAUGUCUGUAACUUCUGUAAUUAAUGUGUAAAUACUAAAUACAAUGACAUAUAAUACUACACAUAGAGGUAAUUGAUCAUGGCUGAUUUUAAAUUAAAAAUAAAUUUUUACCUAAUUAUCUUA